UUGUCAUUUUCUUGAGAAGAAAAAUUCUUUAGUGGGGUUAUAGUGUUUUGGUAUUUUCAUCACGCAAGAAAAUUGCGAAAAAUCAGUGAAAAAUGGCAGCAAGUCGCGAGGCUGUGGUGAGGACCCUCAAACAGGUGCGCCCCAUUCUAUCUGUGGAUAAAUCUGAGGCCAGAAGACGUGUUUUCAACCUCUACAGGGCAUGGUACCGUCAAAUUCCCUACAUAGUGAUGGACUACGAUAUCCCCAAAUCUGUAGAGCAAUGCCGUGAGAAGUUGCGGGAGGAGUUCCUGAAGCACAAGAAUGUAUCGGACAUCCGGGUGAUUGACAUGCUAGUCAUCAAAGGUCAAAUGGAAUUGAAGGAGUCUGUGGAGAUUUGGAAGCAAAAAGGACACAUUAUGCGCUACUUUAAGGAGACUUUUGAGCCAAAACCAACUGACUUCCUCUCGAAGUUUCUCUCUGGCCACAAUUGAGCUACUGCCUCAAGGAGGAUUCUUCAGAUUUGUUAAUUAUCUAGUUGGAAUGUAAAUAAAACUCGUGGAAGUAUGAUGAAAAUAUUUCAAAAA
Messenger RNA from Phlebotomus papatasi, 563 nucleotides. RefSeq names its product NADH dehydrogenase [ubiquinone] 1 alpha subcomplex subunit 6 (gene ND-B14). Gene Ontology annotation, biological process: response to oxidative stress. The record is from RefSeq and is a predicted model, not a curated record. NCBI's taxonomy places the organism in Eukaryota, Metazoa, Arthropoda, Insecta, Diptera, Psychodidae. The transcript has 3 exons. The coding region runs from base 93 to 470 and encodes 125 amino acids.